Messenger RNA from Phytophthora nicotianae INRA-310, 484 nucleotides. RefSeq lists its product as hypothetical. NCBI's taxonomy places the organism in Eukaryota, Oomycota, Peronosporomycetes, Peronosporales, Peronosporaceae. The record is from RefSeq and is a predicted model, not a curated record. The coding region runs from base 37 to 342 and encodes 101 amino acids. The transcript has a single exon.
GGGAUCUGGAAUCCCUCAAGAAUCUCUUUUCUACCAAUGUCUAACGGCCAGCGCAGAACGGCACGGGCACUGGACCAGUUCAUCGACCUGUUCGAGAUCAGUUGGCAUUUGGCAAGCUACAGCACACAUAGUUAUCCGUUCAUUAUGCAAGGAAUCUUCACGCUCGCGCUCCUGCUGCUCAACAGUUGGCUCGGCUCCGGCGUCGAGGCAAUGGAUGCUGCACAUGCCGCUCACCCAUUCAUCGCGGGUGGCGCGGUGGUCGAGAACAAAUGCAAGGACUGUCACAACGGCCCUACGGAGCACACGCUGCUCAAGCACGCGGACGACAGUGAGCACAACUAAAAACCUAUAUAAACGUCAAGAGAGACGAGCAGAAUCCAGAGACUCGACUCUAACCCACCAGAGACUCGAGUUCAGUCUGUAGGAGGCGUAUGCACUAAUAUAUUGCCCCGGCAUAAGAUCGGGGCUUGAUGUUGUCUUGCUA